AUGGACGAGUUGAAUGUGCUCCUACUGGGGCUUUUGUUAUUAGUUCCAGAGAAUAAAUUGCCAGAAACUGGUGAUUCUAAUCUUCUGUCUGUGUCACGUGUCAUCAAGGAAAUCGUGGGUGGCAGAUCCGCAGCAUGGGUCCAUGAACAACUCCAACAGAUAAGCCAAACUAAAAAGGUUGAAAUUAAUGAAUCUGGCGAUCUCAAAUCUGCUUUAUUCACCUACGCUGAUUACAUAAUCUCCACACAAAACGGUCCCCAGUCGGCUUUGAACCUCCAGCUUCUCGCUAUAGGUCUUCUUCAAACAUAUAUCCAGGCAAACUUCACCGGACCUGAAAUUGGAUUUACCGCUAGAGAGUUGAUUUUUGAUGGAGUUGACGAGACUUUGCUUCAAAAAGAGUGUGUCCGUUUGCUCAGCAUCGAAGGUAAACUGGCCUAUGACCUCAUGAACGAGCCUGUGCUACUUCUUCUAUCAUUGGUGAUUUUCGAGAAACUCAUGAACGUGGAGGGUCUUGCCGAGGGCAAUGCUUUGGAUUUGGAGAAAGUUUCCGGAAGUACAGCCGCUGCCGUGAAAAGUCUAGGAGACUCGCCUGUGACGGCCUCUCUUGCAUGGUGGAGAGCUCGUGCUUUACAGGUUCACCUUUCUGUUCUUUCUGAACCUUCAGACACGCUAGCCUCGAUCAGCUCAAUUCUUCUUCAACAGCCCAUUGUCAAUUGGCUAGUUCCCAGUGGCGCCGCUGACGUUGAACUUCAAAAAUUCGUGCAAUUGAUCUUCCUACUAGAAAACGCUAGAAACGGCAUUCAUGCUCAAACGGAACACUUGGCUGAACCUAUGUUGAAGAAGGCCGCAGAAGUGUCUCAGUUGCAGUUUGCAUUGACAGGAGCCAAGGCGAAGAGAACAAAGUUUCAGACAUUCCACACUGCCCUGUUGAUUCUUUUGGCAAAGUCCGCUGAGAACCUGGUUUACGGAGAACUGAAGAACGAGGCACCAGAGGCGUUUGAGCUCAAUUCCGAUUUGCUUUUGGAAAAGCCAGAAUACGAGAGUUUGGCCGACGUGGACAUGAAGGACGAACAGGCGUCCAAGAAGAUCAAGAUCGAUUUUGAAGGCGGAUCUGAGGAUUCUGAAGAUGAUCGGUUGUUUCCAGUUGCCCUUUCCUCAGAGGUACCUGAUCUGCUCAAGGAACUUGAUCCUAAUAACCAGCCGCCAUUGAGUGAUCUAGACAACGUCCAGCUUUUGCUCAGACUCACCACUUUGAGACAAACCUCCCCACUGGGAAAUACCUUGGUCGACGAAGAACUCUCCGCUGUUGUCAACAGAAUUGUCUACUCCUCGUCUGCAAACAUCAACUGGCUCGUUUUUGGUAGAGCCCUCUGGGAAAGAUCGGUUCUUGAAACCGGCAAAGCCAGAACCGUGGAGAGAGGUAUUCUCCAAAUGACCUCGUUGGUCGAGGAAAUCGGCAUCAAGAUCAAAUCUCGUGUGUUGCCUCAGGCUGAAGAUAAUCAGACAUCUGUGGCUUCGAGACUCAGAUUCGUCCACCAGAUGCCGUUGAUGGCCCAGUGGAGUCUAGACGCUAAACUUGCUGAAAAGUACAUGUCUUUGGGUGUGUUGAAGCUGGCUAUUGCUAUUUACGAGAGACUCGGUAUGGUUGUGGAGGCUGCGCUUUGCUAUGCUGCUGUUGAAGAAGAAAACCUCGCUGAACAGCUUUUGGUGGAUCGUGUAAAUGCCCACCCUGAAGAUGCCAGAGCCAUCAGUAUUCUCGGUGACAUCAAGCAGGACCCUUCGUACUGGGAAAAAGCAUGGGAAGUUGGCAGAUACCCCAAGGCUAAGGCAUCUCUUUCCCGUCAUUACUACGCAAAGAAAGACUACACAAAUGCUAUUGAAAGCAUGCACCAGUGUCUUUCUGUGAGCCCUCUUUCCUACGAAAACUGGUUCUUCUACGGCUGCAUGGGUCUCGAAACCAAUCUGUUUGAGUUGGCUGCUGAGGCCUUCACCAGAUGUGUUUCUCUUGACGACACCAACUCGCAUGCCUGGUCCAAUUUGGCCAGUGCCCUUUUGAGACUCGACAAGACCAAACAGGCUUUUAGUGCUUUGAAGAAAGCGUUGCAGCAAGGUGAAGGUGCAAACAGGUCGUGGAGGAUUUAUGAAAACUACCUUACGGUGGCUGCCAAAUUGGGAGAGUGGAACGACGUUCUUCAUGCCACCAAGGAGCUCAUGAAAAUCAGAAAGGAGUCCGGCGGUGAGACGGUUGUGGACUUGCCUGUCAUCGAAACGCUCGUGCAAAUCCUCAUGGAGGAGCCUUAUCCUGACGAAGACACCAGAAUGACCCAUUUCCAGAAAUCGUGCAUCGACCUCGUGUGCAAUAUCUUGCCGGGCGUCAUCAACCACCUGGCCAGAUGCUGGAGAAUCGUCAGCAAAGUAGAGCUCUGGAGAAAGAGACCAUGGGCUGCACUCGAAUGUCACGAAAAGGGUUUCAGAGCUACUUCUCAGAGACCAGAGCUUGAGACUGAUGGAAAGAUCUGGACGGACGCCGUGGAGGCCUGUUCCGAUUUGGUUUCUGCUUACGAAUCUCUCGGUGAAAUGCCAGGCAAGCACGGUGCUGGAGAUGUUGUUUGCAAGGACUGGAAAUACAAGGCCAGAACCGCCGUUCGUUCGCUCAUGUCCAAGGGCAAAAACAUGUGGGAGGGUUCUGAAGGCUGGGAGUCGCUUAUUGCCAUGAGAGACGAGCUCAAGAACUAG
Messenger RNA from Candidozyma duobushaemuli, 2736 nucleotides. RefSeq names its product tetratricopeptide repeat-containing protein. The coding region runs from base 1 to 2736 and encodes 911 amino acids. The transcript has a single exon. The record is from RefSeq and is a predicted model, not a curated record. Gene Ontology annotation, molecular function: protein binding. NCBI's taxonomy places the organism in Eukaryota, Fungi, Ascomycota, Pichiomycetes, Serinales, Metschnikowiaceae.